Messenger RNA from Epinephelus fuscoguttatus (brown-marbled grouper), 2180 nucleotides. Its product is annotated as E3 ubiquitin-protein ligase RNF182. The transcript has 9 exons. Bases 1333 to 2133 code for a protein of 266 amino acids. NCBI's taxonomy places the organism in Eukaryota, Metazoa, Chordata, Actinopteri, Perciformes, Serranidae. The record is from RefSeq and is a predicted model, not a curated record.
GAGGUCCCGCCAGGCCCGUCUUUAUCACUGAUACACAGGAAGUGACGCAGCAGCAGUGUGUGCCGCAGCGGAACUGUUCCUACCCGAACAAAGGAAACACAGAGAGGUCCCACAUAUGGUUCCCUCCCGGCCCGCAGUCACAGAUAUCCCGUCAUCCCGCUGCGGGCCGGUUGCCAUGGUAACCCGGGCUCCCGCUGCCGGCCGCGCGCUGCAGUGAGCAGCAGAGAGACUGAGGAGAGACGGUGAGUCACCGAGACCAGCCCCGGUGAGCGGCAACCGACAACCGACAACCGGCUCCAGCGACCGACGGACUGAAGACACGCCGACAGACCGCCGGUUAGCCUGUUAGCCUGUUAGCUCCCCCGCUGCUGCGGAGGCGCGCGACGAUCACGGAAUGUUAAUGAGACCGAUGACAGGCAACGGCCGCAGUGUUGCUUCAACCUGAGAGAUUACCGCAACCACAGCAACCAGACUGUUGCUGCAGUGUUGCCUCGGUCUGACGGAGACUACAGACCUCCAGCAACCAGCAGCUGCACCUGCAGCAACUAUAUCAACCAGACUGUUGAUGUCUGAGGACGACCAUGUUGCUUCAACCUGACAGAGACUACAACAACUACAGCAACCAGACCCACAGAAACAGUACCCGCAGCAACUACACAUAAAGCAACCAGGCCACUGAUUUUCCACAGCAACUUAAAAGGAGAAUACAGCAACUACAACAGCCAGACUGACAGCACCAGAACCUGCAGCAACUACAACAACCAGACUGACAGCAACUGACAGCAACAGAACCUGCAGCAACUACAACAACCAGACUGACAGCAAGAGAACCUGCAGCAACUACAGCAACCUCAAAGCUGAUGAUUAAUAAACACAUGUUGUUUCAAUCUUAAAGCUUCAAGGACAACAGCAACUAAACCCACAGCAACAACAGCAACAGAACCUAAAGCAACCGAAUCCACAGCAAUCCAACCCACAGCAAAUGAACCUACAGCAACCAAAUCCACAGCAACUGUAUCUAUGGCAACAUAACCUUAAGCAACUUGUAAACAGAAUGUUGAUGCUUAUUAACCACCAUGUUGCUUUAGCCUGAGGGAAACUACAGCAACGAACAACCAGACUGUUGAUAGUUAAUCAUCAGUGUUGCUUCAGUGUGACACCACAGCAACUCAACCUGCAACUACAUCUACCGCCACCGUCAACUCAGCCUCCAUCAUCCAGCAGAUGGCGUCCUCUCAGAGUGUCACACGCAUCAGCUGAUCUGUAGUCAGCUGACGGCCUCAAGUUGAGUUAAGCUCCGCCAUCUUUCAGGUGAGGACAACAGCCACAAGAAUGAGCCAGUUGAAGGAGUCGGAGCCUGGCCGGGAGAUGGAAGCCAAGGUGCAGACCUGGGCUCAGUCUCUGGUUUACACUUUGGAGGAACUUGAGUGUAAAAUAUGCUACAACCGCUACGACACUCGCAGCAGGAAACCCAAACUGCUGGGCUGUCUGCACCGAGUCUGCGCCAAGUGUCUGAAGAAGAUGGUGGACAUGGGUGAGUCCUCGCCAUCCGUCAUCAGCUGUCCCUUCUGUCGCCAUGAGACCCACGUCCCCGACGAGGAGGUGUGGUUGAUGGAGGAUGACCGACACAUCCUGGCUGUUCUGUCCUGUCAGGACCGAGUCCGGCGAGGAGGAGCAGGAGGAGCAGGAGGGGAGGUGCUGCUGAGUCCAAAUGGUCUGACCGGAGGCAGCGGCAUGGACUCAUCCCACCGCUCCUCAGACUGUCUGGUCAUCACCAUCAUGGAGCUCCCAGAGGAGUCUCCGUCCUCAGACUCACUGAGCAUGCUCAAUGUGGUGGGUCUGUACCGCCCCCCCAGCCUGGACUCGCUGCCCUGCAACCUGCCGGCUCACAAGUGUCGCGCUUGGACGUCCCGCAGCUUCCCGCGCUGCCUGCUGGGGGCACUCUGCCUGGUGUACUUCAGCUCUCUGCCUCUGGGGAUUUACCUGCUAAUGAUUGGUCAGCUGUGGCUGGGCGUGGUCCUGGUCAGUCUGGUUCCCUCCACGCUGCUGCUGCUCGUCCUCUACGGCUUCUGUCAGUGUCUGUGUCACGAGCUGAUGGAGGCGCUCGCUGCACGCACACACACGCUGCCAUGACGAUGACGACACGCUGCAGUGUUGACACGAAAACGCACUGCUAUGAC